Molecule: messenger RNA, 1884 nt
Organism: Drosophila grimshawi
Lineage: Eukaryota; Metazoa; Arthropoda; Insecta; Diptera; Drosophilidae
Exons: 1
Coding region: 1-1884 (627 amino acids)
Source: RefSeq, a predicted model, not a curated record
AUGGUCUUGGUCAGAGAUUCAACUGGCACUUACAGACUAGGCCGUGCUCUACUUGACUCGUGUUCGCAGGUGAAUUUCGUCACCGAUUCGUUUGCUCAGAAGCUUCGUCUAAAAAGAGAGAAACACGAUGUGCAAAUCAGCAGUAUUGGCCAUGCACGUACAGACAUCACUUCGCUUACAACUACAUCAAUAAGGUCUCGUUUGUCGCCUUUUGAAGUUUCGUUAGAUCUUUGCGUCACCUCGCAUAUAGCCUAUCAGCCGGACAUCAAUAUCGACAUUUCAACAUGGAAAAUGCCAGAAAAUAUUGUGUUGGUAGAAGAGAAAUUCUACCAAUCUCGACACAUCGACAUGCUUUUAGGAACAGAAGCAUUCUUCGACAUUCUGUCAGUGGGCCAAGUUAAACUUGAUACAACUGGGCCCAUGCUCCAAAAGACACUGUUUGGUUGGGUAGUAACAGGAAAGUGUCAUCCGCAACAGUCUCGAGAGCUUGCUGCUAGUUUUAAGCUUGGUGCCACUUCAAUUGACGAUCACCUUAAACGCUUAUGGGAAAUUGAAUCAACUGAAACUUCAAAUGUGCUGUUGAAACCAGAACAUCGAGCUUGUGAGGAACACUACGUAAAAACGACUGUUAUAAAUGACAGUGGUCGCAUUGUUGUAAGGCUGCCGUUUAAGAACAAUCCCAGUCAACUUGGUCAUUCAUUCGACAUAGCACGCCGCAGAUUUCUCAGCUUGGAACGCCGUUUGGCACAAUCUUCGGAACUUCGCUUACAGUAUUGUCAAUUCAUGGAGGAGUAUGAACGUUUGGAACACAUGUCGCUGGUCACAGAACCAAACUUAUCGGAACCUCACUACUACAUACCUCACCAUUGCGUUUUGAAGCCCAGCAGCGAAUCCACAAAGCUUCGAGUGGUCUUCGACGCCUCGUGUCGAACAUCCAAUCAAACUUCGCUCAAUGAUCAUUUACUUGUCGGCCCGACUCUCCAAGACGAUUUAUAUUUGCUGUUGUUGCGUUUCAGAUUACAUCGUUACGCCAUAACAGCUGAUGUAACCAAGAUGUACAGGCAAGUAAAUGUUGAUUUAAAUGAUCGCAAAUACCAGUACAUACUCUGGCGAGCUCUUCCAGAUGAACCACUUCGCACUUAUCAACUCAACACGGUUACAUAUGGAACAGCCUCAGCGCCAUACUUAGCCAUACGCAGCCUGCAUUAUUUGGCAAAUCUGUGUCGAACUGAGUAUCCAAUCGGUGCUGCAGUCAUUGAAUCGUCGUUCUAUGUAGAUGACCUGUUAUCUGGAGGUGAGGACAUAGAAACUCUUCGCACAAUCAAGGAUCAAGUCACGAAAAUUCUUCAUCGUGGUCACUUUCCGUUAUCUAAGUGGCAUUCAAAUCAUGCCCAAUUUAUCGAAAACUUCGCUAUCAAGGAUUUAAAUACGUGUGACAACGGAUUGACCAGCGCACUUGGCGUCAGCUGGAAUCAACACACCGAUAUGCUGCUAUUUCACUUCAAACCGAAAAUCGUUGCGUCAACCGUCACCAAGAGGACCAUUCUGUCAAUUGCAUCAGCGUUGUUCGACCCUCUCGGACUGGUGUCACCACUCAUAAUCGUCGCAAAGAUAAUCCUACAGGAGCUCUGGCUUGCAGGGCUUACUUGGGACGAAUCGGUACCACAGCAUCUUGAACUGGCCUGGAAGAAGUGCCUGGAAUCAUUCCAAACCAUUUCGUCACUUGCUGUACCCCGGUACUGCAAACAGGUCAACCAAAGCUCAUUUCAAUUGCAUGGGUUCUGCGACGCUUCGAUUCGAGCGUACGGCUGUUGCAUCUACGUGCGGUCGGAAUCUGCUUGCGGAAACAUUGGUGUUCAUCUUCUCACUGCCAAGUCCAAGUAA